AUGUCCGAAAGGGUAAACAAUUUAUUUUCUUGCUCAUUUGAAGAUUGGAAAAGGUACGUUUAGUUGAUAUUUUUAAUUUUAGAAUUUUAGAAAUUACCCCAGAAAAUAAGUAUUUUUCGCCAAAGAAACGAUUUUUACCAUGAAAGGAUAAUUCUUAGUUAGUAAAUAAGUAGUUUCGGGAUCAGGAAUAUUAAUGGUUUAUGCCGAUAUCCUUCAUUUCCAAUUUCUCGUGCAUGAUGUGACUCCGCAUGAUGUUAACUUACUAGGGAAGUGUACAAACGAACCCUCACCAAAUGAUAAGUGACAUAUGUCAUUGAAGAGCCCUUGAAAAAUGAUAGAAGACACCAUUUUCAUUUUUUGCAGAAUGACUUUCCGCGACAACAUACUGUAAAUUAUAUUAUUUUUAGGUCAUUCUGCAACAAAAAUCUUUCUUUCUCUUGGGCAGGAAAAAAUCCUCGGAGAGGGUUGCUUCAAUAGUGCAGUGGUUGCCGAGCAGGCUGAUAAGCCAAAGCAAGCCAGGUUCGGUUCCCAGCUUGGGCAAAAUCAUUUUUGCGUUCUUACAGUUAGGUAAAUAUUUGCGUUAAACUUUUACAAACGUUUUAAUUUUUCUGGGAGACGAUCGAUUACGGUUAAAACCAUCAAACUUACAUGUUUUUCAAGGUUAAAAAACGUGAAAAGUGUUUUUUCACGUUAUGGGUAUCUAAAACCAGUAAAUAUCAUAUGUAAAAUGGUUUUAUUGGCAAGCGCCAGACUUCAUAAUGAUUCUUAGGCCAACCUAAUGGUAAUACGUACAAUUUAGCGCUUUGAAAUAACAUUUAUUUUGCCUAAUAGAAGAUAUUGUAACUACUUAAGGGACAAAUCAACCGUUUAUAAUUUUUUGCCCUGAGGCAUUCUGCAAAAAUUGAAAAUGGUACCUUUCACCAUUUUUCAAGGGCUUUCCAAUGAUGUAUAACACUUGCCAUUUGGUGAGGGUUCGUUUGUACACUUCCCUAGUUAGACGAUUUCUUCAAGCCUAAGACCUCUCUGUUAAAAACUUUACAAAACUACGAACGGCUAUGGACAUUCGAAUCGAAAAUGUUUGUGCUUAUGCCUCCAUUAUUCACUUAAAAAUAUAACCUUUACUAAGUUACACUACUGCACAACAAAAGUUACUGCUAAAAAUAAUUUUAAGCCAACUGCUUCCUUAUUUACUAUAAAUUAUCCUUUUUGGGAGUUUUUUAAACUUCUAUUUUCUGGAGAAAAAUUUUUUUUCUGGACUAGACCAUUUUUCCCUUCAUUUACUUUAGGUUAAAACAAUUACUGGAUGCUUGUUCAAGUGCCAAAAAUAGGUGUAAUGAAGUGCAAACUGCAAUACAACAAUUAAUCAGUGAAAUCCCUUGUACCAGCGAAUGUGUAUGUUGUUCUUUAUUGAUUAUUUUUUUUUAGGUAUCACAGGUGCAGAAUAAGGAGAUUUUGCUAAGGGUAAAUAAAACUAAGUUAGAAGAAACCCGUAAUCAUCGAAGAGUUUUGUUGCAUUUACGAUUAAGAGAGGAUGAUUCUGUUCAAGAGUCGGGUGAGUGGAUAAUUUUAGAUUAUUUAUAUUAUUUUACAAGGCAUCGGCGAGGCGAAUACUUGCCACCAGAUUUCUUAACGAAACCUGUAUUAUUUGAAAGAGAAUUAAAAUUACGCGAGUGUUUUGAGUUUUUUUGAUUUUUUGAAACAACCAUAAAUUUGCUGGUAAUAGGAUGGGGGGAUAUUAUUACCGUAAAAUUAAAUGGGUGCCAUGUCAGUUCCUUGUCCGGGUAUGAUUAUUCAAAUUGAACAGAUAAUUUGAUGCAUUAUUUUUAAUGCUGCGUUAAAUGAUAUAGGUUUCGAUUAGGAACCUGGUGGCAAGUAUUUGCCGAUUCCUUGUUAGGUAACAAACGAAAAUUAUUAAACACGAGGCUGGAGGACAUGAAUGCAGCAAUUAUCCGAAAUAGCGAAAAAAUAAAAGACGUAUUGUAAGUUCUACUGCCGUUUAAAAGUUUUGCUUAGAGAUGAUUUGAGGAAGUUUAAAAACGAAUUAAUUUAUCGAAGAAGAUUUAUGCUCGAUGACCUUUACAUGGUCUAUUUUGUGGACGACUGUUAUAUGCGGUACUUUAAAAAAAAGUGUAAUUGUAUAAAGUAUGAUCUUAUUUAUGGCCUUCAUUUGCCAUCUGUACCCGAAAAGAAUGGUAAGUCUGAGUUGUUUUAUCAUUAUUUUUUUCUUUUAGAACAUUCUGAUAACGAAAUCUGUGCUUCAAUUUCUCAUCUUGUGAAUCUUUUGAUCUGUGUAUCCAAGAUCUGUGAUUACCCUCUGAAAUACCCGGUCAUCUUUAAGGGAUCCAGCUCUUCUAUUAUAAAGCGAUCAACCGGGGAUAUAUUUGAAUUCCAAUUACUCAUCCUCAAGAAUCGUACAAAGUUUGUGGAAGCACUCAGGUUUCUUUCUGAGAAUAUAGUACAAUUUCGAGCAGACUGUGGGCUGCGAACAACCGAACCAGAACGGAUAAUACCUAAUCUGAGAGAGACGCUGCUGUCUUGUGUCGGCAGAUAUGCGUGGGUCCAUUUAUUAUCUUAUUUUUGUUUUAGACCCUCUUUUGAUUUUAUUCGCCCCAAUAUGGAGUUCCGAUCAGUGGCUUCUCUGAUUCCUCUUAAUCUGAAUCCAUCCAAUAUUCGAAACAUGAAGGCCACUCCCCCCAAACCUCGGAAUGAAUUUUCUGCCACCUCGAUCCUGGAUGUAGUUACCGCCAGUCCCUCUAAUUUUAUAACAGCAAGGGCCAAGUAG
Bursaphelenchus xylophilus (pine wood nematode) is the source of this 2782-nucleotide messenger RNA. Lineage: Eukaryota; Metazoa; Nematoda; Chromadorea; Rhabditida; Aphelenchoididae. The record is from the annotation of a GenBank genome assembly.